UCUUGGAACUUAGAGCUGUAUUUUAUUCCCCUAACUACUAACCACACUAUUUAUCAAACAUGUCCGACAAAACUGCGUUGGUUACCGGAGCCACUGGUCUACUUGGUAGACAGGUUGUGAGGGCCUUUGAAAGAGAAAAGUGGAAUGUUAAAGGGACGGGCUACUCUCGCGCUGAUGGAUCAUCGAUCCUCAAGGUCGAUCUAGUAAACGCAGACCAAGUUGAGGCCACCCUCGACAACGUCAAGCCUCAAGUUGUAGUACACUGUGCCGCAAACCGAUUCCCCGACAAGUGCGACAAAGACCCUGAAGGAACCCGCGCCUUGAACGUCGAAGCUACCAGGCGACUAGCUUCCUCAUGUGCCUCACGCGGUAUCUUGCUGAUCUACAUAUCUACCGACUACGUCUUCCCGGGCAGGCCCGGCGAGGCGCCGUACGAGGCGGAUGCGAAACCGGAACCUACCAACUUGUACGGGCAGACGAAGCUAGAUGGGGAACGAGUUGUGCAAGAGGAGUACCUAGGCGCUGGGAAAGCAGGACUCGGUAUCGUCCUUCGUGUUCCCGUGUUAUAUGGUGACGCCGAGGUGCCGUCCGAGAGCGCUGUGAAUGUGCUUAUGGAUACUGUCUGGAAAGCGCAAGAACCAGGUGUUAAGAUCAAGAUGGACCAUUGGGCGCUUCGUUACCCUACCAAUACCGAAGACGUAGGACGGGUUUGUCACGACAUUGCCGUUAAAUACCUGGGCUCAGAUAAUCCAUCUAAGCUACCUUCCAUCUUACAAUUCUCAUCGGAGAGCAAGUAUACCAAGUAUGAGAUCUGCCAGUUCUUUGGCGAUAUCAUGGGUCUGUCAAUUGCGGCCAUUGAGCCUAAUACCGAAGGGAACGACCCGAACGCCUCGGUCCAGAGGCCGUACGACUGCCACCUCAGCACGAAGGCGCUUCAAGACAUCGGCAUUGACGUGGCCGCUCAGGAUUUUACCGGAUGGUGGAGGUGGAAUCUCAGAGCAUUCAGAAAAUAAGGGGCUUAAGACAUUCCACCUGUAAGGGGGUUCAAGCUUUUACUUGCUGAAGUUUUUGGCGAGAGCUACGUAUAAUUUCUUGAUUUGAGAAUGGCGAAAGCGCCAACUUCUACAUAAUGAGACGAGUUGAUUCCAUUUG
Messenger RNA from Daldinia caldariorum, 1152 nucleotides. Its product is annotated as NAD(P)-binding protein. The coding region runs from base 60 to 1013 and encodes 317 amino acids. Gene Ontology annotation, biological process: S-adenosylmethionine biosynthetic process. NCBI's taxonomy places the organism in Eukaryota, Fungi, Ascomycota, Sordariomycetes, Xylariales, Hypoxylaceae. Gene Ontology annotation, molecular function: methionine adenosyltransferase regulator activity; DNA ligase activity. Gene Ontology annotation, cellular component: methionine adenosyltransferase complex. The record is from RefSeq and is a predicted model, not a curated record. The transcript is spliced from 5 exons.